AUGUGUGUUCAAUUUUCUAGGAUUAAUGAGGCUAAUAUUUCGUUUUUCAACAACUGCCUAUAAUAUCGGGGAUUUUGUGCAUGGGACAUUAAAUACACUUAUUGGUAUGAAAUUCUAUUGCUUCUGCAAGCUCUGUCUGCUGGAAUAAUAUUUCAAAGAUGCAGCCCUGAGCUGGCUUGAUUGUUGGAAGUUCGAAGGUAAACGAUUGCCCGGUCACAGAGCAUGAUGGCAUUAAAACAUCAGCAUUUCGGAUUGACCUUUCUCGUCAUUGCGUUGGUAACCCAGAUAGAGCAACACCAUUCUUGCGUUACUGAUGAUUUGGUUACCGGCCAAAGUUUUACCGUGAGAAAUACAAACAUAGAAGAGACAGUUGAAAAACCACAUAUCGGUCAUUUGGAACUUGAAAAUAGCAAGAUUUCACAACUAGAAGAAGAUCCUAAGGAAAAAACAUCGAUUCCACGAACGGAGGACACGACUAAAGAAAAAGACGGCACUUCUUCUGUUACAAAAAGUCCGACAACGAACUUAGCCUCAACCACCGGAGCAGUCAACACUACCACUUCCCGUGCUGCAAUAAGUCUGACAACAAGUACAACCGCAACCAUGGUCGACGCCACCACUUCUCAUGCCACAAUAAGUCCAACGACAAGUAAACCUACAACCACAACCACUGUCGACACCACUACUUCCCGUGCUUCAACAAGUCCGACAACAAGCACAACCGCAACCAUGGUCGACACCACUACUGCUCAUGCUAUAAUAAGUCCGACAAUAAGUAGACUCACAGUUGGCACCACUACUUCUCGUGCCACAAUAAUUCCGUCAACAAGCACAACAAUCAUAGUCGACACCACUACAUCUCAAGAUACAAUAACUCCGACAACAAGUAGGCCUACAACCGCAACCACUGUCGACACCACUACUUCUCGUGCUACAAUAAGUCCGACUGUAACAAGCACACCCGCAACCAUGGUCGACACCACUACUGCUCAUGCUACAAUAAGUCCGACAACAAGCACACCCGGAACCAUGGUCGACACCACUACUGCUUAUGCUACAAUAAGUCCGACAACAAGAACUGUCACAACUAGCAAAGAAGCUGACACGACUACUUCCCCCGCUACAAAAAGUCCUAAAACAAUCGCAAUCACUGCCACAAAAUAUGUCGGUACUCCUACUAGCUCUACUUUAAGUUUUACAUCAAGCAAACCCGACCCUACUACGUUUCGGUCCACAAGAAGUCCGACAAUAAUCACAGCUACAACCGGUAGAGCAGUCGACACUACCACCACAAUCCUGCCAAUAACCACAACCACACAAGUCACCAUUUCCCCAGCCUCUGAUACAACCUCCUCCCCAGCCGCAAACUUGUACACACCAGUGUUUUAUGAAGACCUGUAUUAUGCCGAGGUUGAGGAAAGUUCCCCGGUCGGUACGACCCUUUUGACGGUGCAAGCGAUGGACUGGGAUGAGGGGGCAGCCGGGGUGAUAAUGUACAACAUAUCCAGUCAAACUCCGGACGGUGAAGCGUUUGGCGUGCAUCCCGAGACCGGAGUUGUUGCUCUUCGGCGAGAGUUGGACCGGGAGGAGAAAGGCCGUUAUGUUAUGAAUGUAACGGCAACCGACAAAGGGCAACCACAACGAAUGGCCGUAGCUGUGCUGGAAAUAGUCGCCUUAGAUAGCAAUGACAAUGUGCCGAUUUUUGAUCAGGUUAGAUAUGAGAGUGUCGUCAGUGAAGAUACCCACUCGUAUAGUCGAGUUCUUCACGUCACUGCAUCGGAUAAAGAUUUAGGACGAAACAGUGAAAUAACCUACACACUAUCCGGUAACCAUAGAAACAAAUUUACCAUCGAUGACAAAAGUGGACUUAUCCGCACUCUUGGAUCCCUCGAUCGUGAGAGGGUAUCGCACUACAACUUUCUGGUCAUCGCAACCGAUCGUGGCAUACCAAGACAAGAAGGGUUUGCAGAAAUCUACAUCCGGGUGGGUGACGUCAACGACAACCCACCGAAGUUCCCCUCUGACACGAUCGACCUCGUGGUUCCUGAGAACAACUUGCCCUUUGACCUGAUCGGCCAGGUCACCGCGACCGAUGCCGACGAGGGACCGAACGCCAUCAUCUUAUACGCGUUCGUGCAACGCGUGCGCCAGAGCUGGUUCCAGAUAGACCGGCGGACCGGGGUUGUCCACACCCUGUACCGGUUCGACCGGGAGAAACGGGCCGAGUACGAAGUCACCGUCAGGGCGUCGUCUGGACGGCUCUUCAGCGACGUUCGCUUGGUCAUCCACAUCGGAGACGAGAACGACAACGCACCGAUAGUUCCAGCCAGCCAGGUCAUCUUCUACAACUUCUACGAGGGAACUAUUGGCUAUAAUAUUAUCGGCAAGGUUGGGGCUCUUGAUAAGGACGUCGGUGACUCCUUGAACUACCACCUACUCGCCAGUGCGGUGUCCCUUGGGAUAGGAGACAGGAGGCGACCAGGGGGUCAAUAUGGUGUUAUCAAUCAAAGAGUUGGUGUAAGCUUCUCUGUGGACCAGACUACUGGGACUAUCUAUGCCUAUCACCAAGAACCUUACUCUGAAUUCAAGCCAUUGACUGGGCAUCUGACAGUUAACGUUUCGGAUGGCAUUAAUAGUGUUACCUGCAACUGUACGAUCUACAUGAAGCAAGUCACAUAUACAACAUUCAAGAACAGCAUCUCAAUGCGACUCCGUAUCCGCUCAGACAGAGAGACUUUCCUCUCCCGUCACCGAGACCUCCUAGCAACCAUCGCCGACAUCUUCCGAACAGACGAGGAGCUCGUCACCUUCUUAAUCCGCAGAGGUUUGAAUGAUCAAGACCAUGGAGUUACCACCACGGAAGCACCGAUGUUGAGGGUGUCUCUAGCCGUCAGGCGACGGGACGGGACGAUCAUUCCAACGGAUGAGCUCCAGUCGAUGAUCUACCUCGAAGUGGAACGCCUUCGGACUCUAGUCGACAUGACUCCCGAUUCUAUCCGAUCACUGUGUCUUCUCCGGCCCACCGUCACCAAUACAUCGAGUGUGGUUGCACCGGUCGCACUUGGACUGACCUAUGUAUCUUUCAAUGUUGUUCUUCUAACACACUGCCAGGCAUCACAGGGAUCAUGCACAUCCGUGUCGUGUGGCAAGUUUGAGGAGUGCUUGGAUGUGAAAGAUGGAUUUAGAUGUCAGUGUUUAUUUUCAGUAGGCAACGGUACCUGCCAACCUCCGUUUCCAGCCGGUACUUGCCCAGAAGCAAUUUGCAAUAGACGCGGGACGUGUACCGUGGACGAAGCGGGGGAAGUAAACUGCUUGUGCAGAGACCACACGAGAUACGACGGUCCACACUGCGAGAUGACAACGCGCAGUUUUACCGAUGACUCUUUCCUGGCAUUCAAGCCGUUGGGGCGUAGUGAGAGGAAAUUCCACAUCACGUUACGAUUCAAGACCGCUAAACCGAACGGUAUCUUACUGUACAAUGGUCCGUAUCUAAGAGGGAGGGGCGAGUCCAUCGCACUCCAGAUCGUUGGUGGCCGGCUACAGUUCAUCAAGUCUAGCAGGAUGGGCACCAGUGUAGUCAGUGCGUCCAUUGCAACUGACGUCAGUGACGGACGCUGGCAUGAUGUUUAUGUUAACAACGUAGGAGGGAAUAUUCUUCUUGGCAUAGAUGGAUGUAUCGAAGACGCUGCACAUUGGAACAUAGAUAAUGCUGAUGCAUCAUGUAUUGGCAUUGGGUGGCUCGAAAAACAACCCAGAACACAAUUCAUCAAUCUGAACGGACCAUUGUUUCUCGGAGGUCUGCCUUCCUUCGUGACGACAACUCAGGUAACCUCCGCCCACUUUGAGGGAUGUCUCAACGCCGUCCAAUUCAACUCCAAAGUUCUCGAUUUCUCAGUUCGACUCAAGAAUGUCGGCACGUCACCGAGGUGCAAGAGAAACGAGACAGUGGAGACCAAAGUCAAAGUACCACGUGCAGUGAAGUCACUGUCAGCUCGCUCUAGAUUGAGAUCCCUCGUCGUCAAGUGGAGCCCGCCAAAACAUAAAUCGGAACAAUUGAUUGGCUAUCAGCUCUCCCACGUGGAAGUGAACGAUGUGGGUGAGUCAAUAUCAGAUACUUGGACAGUGAUGAUUAACGGCCCAGUGCAGUCCAGUUACACGAUCGAAAGGCUCACACCAAAUACACGUUACAAAGUCACAAUCAAGGGAUAUUCCACAGCUGGGUUUGGCGAGUCUAGUACAGUUGAUGCAACUACCAAAGCCAAUCGUAUCCGUUAGUUAUGUCUUUGCAUGUGUAAAUAACAACUAUACGUAAACAAAAACUGUGUUUUACACAUUUUUCCUCCAUGGUUUUACCAUUACAAGUUUAUUAUGACAGUAAGAUAUGGAGUUAAAAAAAAAAAAAAUUAAGAGUAAUUAAGCCAUCCAAAACAUUUUUUUUGUUUCAGUAACUGUCAUGCUGGCUA
Molecule: messenger RNA, 4463 nt
Organism: Asterias rubens (European starfish)
Lineage: Eukaryota; Metazoa; Echinodermata; Asteroidea; Forcipulatida; Asteriidae
Product: cadherin EGF LAG seven-pass G-type receptor 1-like
Exons: 11
Coding region: 223-4275 (1350 amino acids)
Biological process (GO): homophilic cell-cell adhesion
Cellular component (GO): cell-cell junction; plasma membrane
Molecular function (GO): protein binding; calcium ion binding
Source: RefSeq, a predicted model, not a curated record